Messenger RNA from Nelumbo nucifera (sacred lotus), 1510 nucleotides. Lineage: Eukaryota; Viridiplantae; Streptophyta; Magnoliopsida; Proteales; Nelumbonaceae. The record is from RefSeq and is a predicted model, not a curated record.
CUUUUUAGUUGCCUCCGUCAAUGUUUCUUUUUACUGUAACUUCUAUAGCUCCACUUGGAAAAUCGGCCGAAAGAAAACGACUCUGGCAUCUAGAAGAUAUUCUUUCGAUUUCAAAAGACUCUUAUGUCAUUCCAAAGGCCGUCAUUUGCAGACUGAUAAAACUUCGGGUGUUGAGAGCUGAAGCUCCAACUCUACUCUAAUUUUCGUGUCUCUUCGAUCUGAUAUUUGAUCUCUAAUCUGAAAAGAUGGCGGAGGAAACGUGUAAAAUCGCAAAAGACAUUACUGAAUUAAUAGGUAAAACCCCGUUGGUAUAUCUCAACAACAUUGUGCAUGGCUGUGUGGCCCGUGUUGCUGCCAAGCUAGAGAUGAUGGAGCCAUGCUCUAGUGUUAAAGACAGGAUUGGGUAUAGUAUGAUUGCAGAUGCAGAGGAGAAAGGCCUCAUUACACCAGGGAAAAGUGUGCUUAUUGAACCUACCAGUGGUAACACGGGCAUUGGUUUGGCCUUCAUGGCGGCAGCUAAGGGUUACAGGCUUAUCAUAACAAUGCCAGCUUCAAUGAGUCUUGAAAGAAGGAUCAUUCUCCGAGCUUUUGGAGCUGAGUUGGUCCUUACAGAUCCAGCCAGGGGCAUGAAAGGAGCUGUUCAGAAGGCUGAGGAGAUAUUAGCAAAGACACCCAAUGCUUAUAUCCUUCAACAGUUUGAAAACCCUGCCAACCCAAGGAUCCAUUAUGAGACCACUGGACCUGAGAUCUGGAAGGGCACAGCUGGGAAGGUUGAUGCCUUUGUUUCUGGAAUAGGGACUGGGGGUACAAUAACAGGGACAGCGAAAUUUCUCAAAGAGCAAAACCCUGAGAUUAAGAUUUAUGGUAUAGAACCAGCUGAAAGUGCAAUUCUUUCUGGAGGAAAGCCUGGUCCACACAAGAUACAAGGAAUUGGUGCUGGUUUUAUUCCUGGUGUUUUGGAGGUUGAUCUCAUUGAUGAAGUUCUUCAAGUAUCAAGUGAUGAAGCUAUUGAGACUGCAAAGCUUCUUGCGCUGAAGGAAGGAUUGCUGGUUGGGAUAUCAUCUGGUGCUGCAACUGCUGCUGCACUUAGGAUUGCAAAGAGGCCAGAAAAUGCUGGAAAGCUCAUUGUGGUGAUUUUCCCCAGCUUUGGUGAGCGUUACCUGUCAUCUGUGUUGUUUGAGUCUGUGAGGAGGGAAGCAGAAAACAUGAUUUUUGAGCCAUAAGAUGUCUUAAAACUUGGGGAAUAUUAAAUUUUCUUGAUGGAAUGAAAAGAAAAGCACAGAUGCGGUUUCUUUAUUGUUCUUUGUAGAUGUUGUACCACACUACCACUCUGUCCAAGUAGUUUGGAAAGCCUUUUCUUUUCUUUUCUUCUUUUUUUUUUUAUUUGAAUCUAUAAUGGACCGGGAAUUGGAAGUAUGAGUGAUGUUGAUACUCUAAAGAAAGCUUAGAAUAUAAUGUUUAUGAAGUUGCUUGCCUGCUGUUUGCUAAUAUAAUUGAUAAUUGAUUGAGA